Molecule: messenger RNA, 1236 nt
Organism: Saccoglossus kowalevskii
Lineage: Eukaryota; Metazoa; Hemichordata; Enteropneusta; Harrimaniidae
Product: tumor necrosis factor receptor superfamily member 16-like
Biological process (GO): positive regulation of canonical NF-kappaB signal transduction; positive regulation of JNK cascade
Cellular component (GO): plasma membrane
Molecular function (GO): signaling receptor activity; protein binding
Source: RefSeq, a predicted model, not a curated record
AUGGAGAAUUCAGCGUAUGCAAUGUUCACGCUGAUCACAUUUCUACAAAUCAAUAAGGUUGCAGAAGUUCCUUUGACCUCAUUGGAGCAAGCCAAUUGUACUGGUGCUACACAAUUCUGGGAUGGUAGAUGCAAUGAAUGUACUGACUGUGGCAUUGGGUAUGGACCGUCUGGGACAUGUGGUAAUGGUAUAGGUGAACGUUAUAGUUGUGAAGUAUGUCCAAGUCUUACCUUUAGUGAUGAAUAUAGCAAUAAGCCAUGUCGUAGAUGUCAACAUUGUGAUCACCGUGAAAUUGUCCAUCCUUGUAAUGGUUCACAUGACACUGAGUGUGGAGGUUGUGAAAAAGGGUAUGUUACGCUAAGUGAAGAUUCUGUCAUAUGUGUAGACUGUAAAACAUUACCUGAUGACUAUCCUGAUUGUGUCAAGUCCACAGUUACGCUAACAACUAUUACACCAAUAACAUCAACACAAGUAAUGGCUGCAGUGGAUAAGUCAGGUGACAGUAAAUAUUGGAAAUCAAUUGCUAUUGGUGCAUUGACCAUAUUGGUUUGCUUGCUGAUAAUGUUCAGUGUGUACAAGUGGUACAGUAGAAGAUGUAAACGUAAAGCAGAUUCUAAUGAAGACGUUCCAUUGGAUGGUUUUGACUCCAGAUUAGGCAUUACCGGUAUUAGUAAUGGAAAGAAAGUACACUUCAAGAACACAAGUAAUUACAGAGAAAGUGAUGGUGAAUCUGCUGGAGAACAGGAUCCUCUGUUGAAACCAACCUUUACAAAGCAAGGUAGACCACUUUAUCAUCGAUCCUUCUCAGAACCAGCACGACCUGAAAAGUAUGAUGUAGACUUUGACCAAAGAAGAAUGAAUCAGCGAACUAUUAAGAAGAACGAAGAACUUGAUCAGUUAUUUCAAACGGCUUGUAUGAAAGGACACGAUCUUCCCCUCACCAAAGUGGGCUUUGUAAUCAAGGAAGAAAUCAGUUUAAUACUUAAUCCUAAGCCAGAAGACCAAGGUGUUAAAUUCUGGUAUCAUUUUGGUUUGGCUUGGGGUAUUGAGGAAAAGUUGCUGAAUAAUUUUGAGAAUAAAACUAUGUCUGUUUUCGAGCACGUCCAGCCAAAGGGAUAUACAGUUGAGAAACUGCUACAUAUACUGAAAGAUAUGGGAAAUGAUGAACUUUUACACACUGUGUGUAAUCAUGUUAUAAAAAACAUUAAAUUAGAAAAACACAAUGUAAUUGUUUAG